AUGUGCCGUCUCACCUCGGUACUUGCAGGAGACGUACGGCCAAUUCAAGCACAAGAUCGACGUGCGGAUCUGGCUUUGAGACGUCUCAAAAGUAAUCAUUCCCUUGUGUGCCACCUAACCGCGUCCUUGCAGGAAACGUAUGGCCAAUUCAAGGACAAGAUUGAUGUGCGAAUCUGGCGACGUGGCGGGCGAGCAUUGGACAAGGCGUUUGCACAGAAGCUGUUCAACGUGAUCAACGACAGGGAGGACAUCCUCCGACGCUUGAUACGCAACUGCGCUUAUCUCAAAUACGUGGAGGGGCGGCUGGGGGAUAGAGUACUACUAGCUGAUGAGAUCCUGAGGGACGGUUUCUGUGUCAACCUAGCCGACACGCCCCUGUGCCCUCUCAACACAGUAACCAAUCUGCAAGAAGCCGUGUGGGAUGCUGACGUCAUCAUCAACGGGCUGCCGUCCACCGAGACCAGAUCCGUUUUCCGCCAGAUCGGGCUGUUCUGGCGGGAGAGACGGCGGCCGCCAGCUGUCAUCGUGUCAUUGGCCAAGGGCGUGGAGGCUGCUAUGGAGCCUGAGCCGCACAUCGUGACACCGACGCUCAUGAUUCACCAAGAGACUGGCGUCCCUAUGGAGAACAUACUGUACCUCGGAGGCCCUAAUAUCGCAGCUGAGAUUUACAAUAAAGAGUACGCCAACGCGCGCCUAUGUGGCGCCGCCACGUGGCGCGUUCCCAUGGCAGCGUUCCUUCGCCAGCGCAACUUCGCAGUAUGGGACAACAGCGACCUAGUCACCCACGAGGUCAUGGGUGGUCUCAAGAAUGUCUACGCGAUCGGGGCGGGGAUUGUUGCCGGGUCGACGCGGGACAGCGCGACGUCAAAAUCGGUGUAUUUCGCUCAUAGCACCAGCGAGAUGAUCUUCGUUACACACUUGCUAACAAAGGAGCCGGAAAGGCUUGCCGGGCCGCUAUUGGCCGACACGUAUGUGACUCUAUUGAAGGGAAGGAACGCGUGGUAUGGGCAGCAGCUUGCGGAGGGGAGGCUGACGGCGGAGAUGGGCGAUAUGGUGGAAGGCAAGGGGCUGAUUCAGGGAGUGUCAGCAGUGGCGGCCUUUUACACGGUGCUGAGUGAGCCGGCCUACAAGGUGCCCCACCCCGUAACCAACGAGCUUGUGGCGCCCAUCGAGCUCUGCCCUAUCCUGCAGACGCUCUACCACAUUCUGCACGUGUGGGAUCUCCCAUGUGAAGCCAUUCUGGACAUGCCAAGGGAUGAGAACAUGGAUGACCCCUGCUUGUCUAAACCCCCUCCACCCACCCCCCCUCCCUCCACUCCCACAACACCCAUCUUCCUCCAUUCUGGACAAACUAAGGGACGAGAACAUGUACGACCCGGCAUAGCGCAUACCAACGUCUUCCUCUGUCCGUUUCCUCCCCCCCCGCCCCAUCCCCUUCUCUCCCCCAGUAACCUCCCAUGCGAAGCCAUUCUGGACACACUAAGGGACGAGAACAUGUACGACCCGGCGCAGCGCAUAGCCUCUGCACCGGAGCGGUGUUAUGUGUCCAAACUGCUGGACCAGCACCCCAGCAGCAACGACUUGAGUGAUGCUGCUGCUCAGGCUGUGAACGCAUUGAGACUGUGA
This is a messenger RNA of Closterium sp. NIES-65, 1626 nucleotides long. NCBI's taxonomy places the organism in Eukaryota, Viridiplantae, Streptophyta, Zygnematophyceae, Desmidiales, Closteriaceae. The record is from the annotation of a GenBank genome assembly.